AUGGAGGACUCUCCUACUCAACCACUUUUUACCUGCCUGUCAUGCCUCAUCGCAUUCCACACUGGUGAGGAACAGCGAGAACACUACCGCAGCGAUCACCAUCGGUACAACAUGAAACGUCGUGUUGCAUCGUUGCCUCCUGUGAGCGUACAGAUUUUCAACCAAAAGGUCUUAGAUAAGCGCCUUGAGACCGCUGUCACCACUUCUGAUAGAGGUGCAACAUGUGAGACCUGCAAUAAGUCAUAUAGCACUGAGAACGCAUAUCGGUCGCAUUUACAAUCGAAGAAACACCGAGAAAAUGAGACGAAGGCUUCCUUCAAAACUAAAGCGAACCCUGAGGUUCCUACGACUGCUGAGACCUCCAAUGAAAGCGCCUCAGAAGUUCCAUCUGCUCCCGAAGCCUCUGCCUCGGCUCCUGCCCCAUCACCACCAACAACAAAGAGUGGAAGGGAGGUAGAAGUAAAAAAGGCGCACGGGGAGGAUGGUGAUGAUGGUGACGAAGAACAAACUCUGGAAGGAAGGCUUGCACUUGCCCGAACUCGAAUAGGUCUUACAUCGUGCAUCUUCUGCACUGCACCGAAAUUUCCUUCGCUCGAAGCCAAUCUCCAGCACAUGUCUUUCGUCCACGGCCUAUUCAUCCCUGACGCCGAAUAUCUCGUCGAUCUCCCGGGUCUGAUCACUUACCUUGGCGAGAAAGUCGCCGUAGGGAAUGUCUGCUUGUAUUGCAAUAGCAAGGGGCGGGAGUUCCGGUCGAUAGAGUCCGUCAGGGAACACAUGAAUGUUAAGGGUCACUGCAAAGUAGCAUAUGACAAACGGGAAGAUCAGCUUGAACUCUCGGAUUUCUACGAUUUCUCGUCUUCGUAUCCUGUUGCCUAUCUCAAAUCUCGCGGAAAGGGUUUGCGGAGACGAACGACAACCGGAGACACCGAAUCUUCUACAACCUCUGCACAACAAUCUACCCCUGGUGAUGAUGACGAUUCAGAUCAGUGGGAGGACGAGGAUGACGAGGACGUCACCGUACAAGACGACGAGUCUGUGUAUGAUGAAGAGGAAGAACUUCCAGAAAACGAACUUAAAUACGGCGAUUCACCAUUCGAACUAGUCCUUCCGUCCGGCGCACGAGUAGGCCAUCGAGCCAUGGCUCGGUACUACAAGCAGUCCUUCCACAGCCCACUAACGGCUUCUUAUUCGGAGGCAAAAACCGGGGCCGCACUCGUCCGAAAGUUGAUAGCAGACAAAAACCCGGCGCUCAUCCCGAUCAAGGCCGGCUUUGGAGCUUUUGGGACGGGAACAAUGACUUUCAAAGCAAGAGAGGGGGGCCGAGCGAGGCAAGCUGGGCAGCAUAUCAGGGAGUUUAGAGAUCAGAGGAGACGGGAGGAAUUCAGGACGCGUGUUGGGAUCAAGGCGAAUAACCAUAAGUACUACAGGGAUCCUCUACUUCAAUGAGCAGCCUCAUGCAGUUGACGCCUCUGGACGUCCUGCGCCCUCGGUUUAAAGAUUAACGUAGAUACCAUAAUAAUUCACCGGCUUGACGAUUAAUGCCAUAAAGUUUGAUUGGGUGCCGCCAGGUGUAGAAAUGAACAAGAUAGCUAAUGGCCUUCACAUAGGGGGGGGAAUAUAGUAAGAAAAUAAGAAAAUAACGAGAGUUACACAUUAAUAUAGAUAAGCCGCAGGGACAACACCCUCGCGCCCCGUUGCAACAUCACGAACAUA
Cantharellus anzutake is the source of this 1713-nucleotide messenger RNA. Its product is annotated as C2H2 type zinc-finger-domain-containing protein. Gene Ontology annotation, biological process: ribosomal large subunit biogenesis. Lineage: Eukaryota; Fungi; Basidiomycota; Agaricomycetes; Cantharellales; Hydnaceae. Gene Ontology annotation, cellular component: preribosome, large subunit precursor. The record is from RefSeq and is a predicted model, not a curated record. The transcript is spliced from 3 exons. Gene Ontology annotation, molecular function: zinc ion binding; nucleic acid binding. Bases 1 to 1446 code for a protein of 481 amino acids.